Messenger RNA from Linum trigynum, 1131 nucleotides. NCBI's taxonomy places the organism in Eukaryota, Viridiplantae, Streptophyta, Magnoliopsida, Malpighiales, Linaceae. The record is from the annotation of a GenBank genome assembly.
CCAGAAGAAAGAUCAACCGUAAAAGGACUGUCUUACGGGCUACGGCUGCCGGCAAAAAAAGAGACGUAUUUUCCCCCACCAAAACACAGAGAAAGAGAGAUGUCGGCCAAUGAUCCGCGACAGCCAGCGGCCGCGAAACCCUUCGUCCCGCCGGUGGUUUCGCCGGAGGAGAUGCCCGUCGAUUACUCAGGCUUCCUCGCUGUCCUCUUCGGCAUAGCCGGCGUCAUGUUCCGGUACAAGCUUUGCUCGUGGGUUGCCCUAAUUUUUUGCGCCCAGUCGCUUGCCAAUAUGAAGAACAUUGAGAAUGACCUGAAGCAGAUCUCCAUGGCCUCCAUGUUUGCAAUUAUGGGAUUGGUGAAUAACUACAUGGGGCUUGCUCGACCCGGCACGAAAGCUUGAUAGUUAAUUUGCGCAGGAGGGGAAAUGGGUACUAGCAUGUCUGCAGAUCGUUUUUUUUUUUUUUUUUUGAACCGAUACAUGCUCAGAAUAUUUUGGCAGGGCCAAAUUGCACCAUUAGUCACUGUCUUUAAAACUUCGUUCAUGUUUGCAUAAAAGAAAAAGAGCAAACAUUUCCUAGUGUAACCGCUACUGGCCUUGCACCUUCGUCGUUUCACCAUUAGUAGUUGUUUGGCCAGCUCUGCUAAAUUAAUACUACAAACUAUUGGCUUCGACGAUAGCUUUGACUGUUGAGUAGGUGACUGGUAUUUUGGUGUACCGAUGAAGAGCUUUAACCUCGGCUUCGACGAUAGUCAGCGUCCUUGCCGUCGUAAAGCUUUUCAGUGUAUUGGUAGAGUACGUAGGCGAAAGGAACGUCACAGGUGGUUUUGGUCUCCGUCCUAAUUAUUUUCACCUGUUCUGUACAAGGUUUCAUACGAUACGAGUCAUAGUACGAUGAUCUUGCCCGCUGUCGCCGAACUGUCGUCGCGUCUCCUGGAUCCUCGGUGAUUUCUUUGGAGUGUUGGCUUGAGCUUUUGAGUUCUCCUUCCAAGCUUAACUCAACUUUGCCGCCUAUCUUCCAACCAUAAGAGUUGGUCCAAGAGAUUAUAUGGCUCUGUCUUCCCUGUAUGCUAGCCAUGGUUUUACGAGUCUACACAAUAAAUAAAAGUCAAAUAAGAAAACUUGAAGUCUCAU